Molecule: messenger RNA, 3526 nt
Organism: Astyanax mexicanus (Mexican tetra)
Lineage: Eukaryota; Metazoa; Chordata; Actinopteri; Characiformes; Acestrorhamphidae
Product: N-acetyllactosaminide beta-1,3-N-acetylglucosaminyltransferase 2
Exons: 2
Coding region: 393-1712 (439 amino acids)
Cellular component (GO): membrane
Molecular function (GO): hexosyltransferase activity
Source: RefSeq, a predicted model, not a curated record
CACUCAACACGCCCCUGAAGCUGAAACAGAGCAGAGAAGCAGAGCAGGGCUGAGGUGAGGUGAGAGCUGGAUGCUACAGAGCAGAUAUCACACACAGCUCAGUCAGCGCAGUCCUGCACCUGCCAGCGAGUUAGUGAAGGGUGAAUAUCCGACUGUUUGCUCCGCUGAGCCACACACACACACUCUAUAUCAAAACAGCAGCUGUUCGCUUCAUUAGCUCAUUAUAUAUCUAAUGAAAAUAUAGAGAGGAGUUCAGCAUGAGCAGAGCUUCAGACCCAGCGCUGUCUGGAGGAGAUGUGUCAGUGUACCUUCUGGAAACUUCAGGAGCCUGACGAGUGACUACAGUCCUCCCUGAACACACCGAGAACACUGGACCUCAGAAUUAGCAGUCCAUGGCACGAUGCAGGUGCAGCGGAAGGGCCCUGUGCCUGUGUGUCCUCCCUUUUGUGAUGAUGAGUCACCUCUUGGUGUACAUCAUGGUGUCCAUUUUCGUGGCCAUGUCCUAUGUUCCAGAACCUCAGCUACCUCUUCAUUUUGUGGCCUCUGGAGCUUCAUCAAACUCUGGAGUGUUAGCACCCCAUCCACUCGCCACCUUCUGGAACCUGCGCUUGGUGGAUGGUGCUCUGUGGAACCGCCUUCAGCAUCUCCAGGACAGACAACACAAUCCCAUAUUGAGAGGCAACAGAACAGAGAUUGGGGAUCCAAGCACUGACCCUAAUUACAUGCAUCAGGCCGAUGGACCUCCUCCAUGUAGUCCUGACCCACUCUGGGCAUCUCAGCUGCCUGACUUCAACACUAUGCCUGAACAGAUGCAGGACUUUGUGUUGUCCAUGCACUGCAGGCGCUACACUCUCCUGAUUGACCAGCCUGACCUGUGCACUGGGCAAGACGCUGACGCAGAGGCACCAAUGCUACUCAUGGCAAUCAAAUCCCAGGUGGGGAGCUUUGAGAACAGGCAGGCCAUUCGGGAGACGUGGGGGAGGAGCGGUCUGGUACAGGAGGAGGCAGGGGGAAAAUGGUGGCAGGUACGCACUGUUUUCUUGCUUGGAAGGCAAGACAUAACAACAGGCCCCCACCCAGACCUGGGGGCGCUUCUACAGCUGGAGAGCAGCCACCACAAAGAUGUCCUACAGUGGGAUUUCAGAGACACCUUCUUCAACCUCACCCUAAAGGAUAUAUUGUUUUGGGACUGGCUGUCCAUGCAUUGUCCGCACAUUCACUUCAUCUUUAAAGGGGAUGAUGACGUUUUUGUCAGGACAGGUGCUCUCCUGGGCCUCCUGAAUGAACACCUAGGGGUGAAUAAUGACAGCAAAGAAAUAGAGCAUUUCCUUGUGGGGGAUGUAAUUACCAAUGCUUGGCCCAGUCACCAACCCCACACUAAAUACUAUAUACCUGAGAGUUUCUAUAAAGGUGUGUACCCAACGUACGCAGGUGGAGGAGGAGUGGUUUACUCUGGUGCCCUGGCCAGGCGGCUGCGAGUGGUCUCUCAGUGGGUCAGUUUAUUCCCUAUUGAUGAUGUGUAUUUAGGCAUGUGCCUCCACAGACUUGGAAUAUCGCCCAGUCAUCAUCCUGGGUUUUUGACAUUUGACCUACCAGAGGCUGAGAGAGGGAAACCGUGCGCCUACCGCAGAGUACUUCUGGUGCAUAAACGCAGCCCCAAAGAGAUGCUUACGCUUUGGAGGGAACUAAAGGCUUCACUGCCUGCAUGUUAAUACAGGCCCAUGAAAGAAGACUCUGCCAUUUUGACUCUGCUGACCUGCUUUGUAUAAUGACCAGAGGCACUGCCUUUUAAAAACAACACAGAUUUGAAUGUUUACCAUCAGGUAUUUUCAUAUCAGUGAAGAGUGCGUAUUUGCAUAAUAAAUCGUUCACUCCACUGCCACUCUAUUGGCAGUUUGGUGACUGAUGCUACUAAAGUCAUUAUGCGUUAAUUAUCUGUCAUGAUAGAAUGAGCUGUGCUUGUUCCUCUACCUGAAUAGGCUGGAUUCAUUGUGUUACUUUGGAGAUGUACAGUUUGUCAUAGUAUAUAUUUGAUUUAUUUUUUCUUUUUUAAGAAAUGUAGAACCACAAAUCAGAAAAAAAACUUUGCACAGAGUUUUUACAUUUACUUUUAUUUAAUUGCAGACAGUAUACACUCAAGAUCUUCAUCUUCUUGAAGAUAUACUUAAUUUCCUUUCUUAAUACACAUCCUUUCUUUCAUGUAUUUUAGCCCUAAAACACAAGCCAAAGAUGGGAUGGUAGCAGUUAAGAGCUAGAACUAAAUAAUAAAGUAAUUCAAAAUAGAUUAUGUCAGCUGGUAAUUAUAAUCAUGAUCUAAUCAUUAGGCGUGAAUUAAAGGCUUCAAAUGAGUUAGAAAACUAUUGAAAUGUAAAAAAAAUGCUGACCUGACAAAGCAUGAUAUAUAUUUAGUUAUACUGCCUGCCAAUAAAUAAAGGUCAAAGUAAAUGUAAGAAUUACUGUACAUCUUCCACAAGGUCUCAUCUUUUUCUGAUAUGGGGUUUAUUUGGUUGUGUAUAUCACCGUCUUUACUUUUUGAUGUAAUUUGUGUCAUCUUUUACUGGUACUUUUUGGAAUUAAUGGACCAAUAGAAAGGCUUCAGAAUUAAAUAUUUUUACAUUACUUUAAAAAUAAAGGCUUUGUUCAGACUGUAGGAAAUUUGGAUUUGUUUCCCAAAUCAAAUCAGUUGGGAUGACUGUUAUUUGCAAGUGAUCAGAUCAGAUUUGCAUGUCCUGACGCACAGAUGUAUCGUUUAAUAAAAACAUUCUAAGAACUUCCAGAAAGCUUGCCAGAUAUAUAAAAAACACAGAGAGUGUAAUUGCAGAGGUGUUGCAAACAUUUUGCUACAGUGGUUGCUAUAUGGUUGCUAAGAUGUAGCUAUAUUUCAUGCUAGUGUUAAAGUCUGAAAAACAUUUGGAUAAAUGGUGUAAUACAAAUAUAUCUAACAGGUAGAGCUGUGUUCACAAGCUUUUGGUCUGAUUGGAGUCUGGUGACAUUUGGCUAAAUGGUGGAAUGCAAACCUUGACAUGAAAGGGACCUUAAAUCAAUACUUACUCAAGUUAGUAAAAACUGUCAACUAUCAAAAUAAAUUAGGGUAAUUUAUAAGCAUUCAGAUCUGAUCCAAUUCACACACACUUAUUUAUAAAGGGUUAAUGUAGUAGCAGGUUUUCAUUCUACACAACAAUUAGCUCACCUAAAUCCACUUGUUUUAAUUAAGUCUUCAGUCAUUCAAAAACUGAUUACACAUGCUUCUGCUUUACUGAAAUGAAACCCUGCAUCCAUAUGGACCUUUUGCAGAAAAGAUUGGCCACUCCUGUUUUUCUUCUGAAUGUGUAGACCAUGCAGCUUGUAAUUAGCUAAUCACUGAAAGCAAUGCAUUGCAUGAAGAUACCUAAAACCUUUGGUCUGUUAUCUAGUAAUCACUUUUGUUUAAUUGUUUUCUGUUGCUUAUAUUUAUUGAGAAAUUUAGUUUUAAAAAGUUCUGGAAUAAUGCCAUGUACUAAAUAAAUAAAAUAAAUGUUUUUGUAAA